This is a messenger RNA of Capsella rubella, 792 nucleotides long. Its product is annotated as expansin-like A3. Bases 1 to 792 code for a protein of 263 amino acids. The record is from RefSeq and is a predicted model, not a curated record. Gene Ontology annotation, cellular component: extracellular region; plant-type cell wall; plasmodesma. NCBI's taxonomy places the organism in Eukaryota, Viridiplantae, Streptophyta, Magnoliopsida, Brassicales, Brassicaceae. The transcript is spliced from 3 exons.
AUGAGAAGCUUUCUCUACAUACUUGUGAUAGUGUUCCUCUUCUCAUCAUCUGUUAACGCAUGUGACCGAUGUGUUCAUAGUUCUAAAGCAGCUUAUUUCUCAUCUGCCUCUGCUCUCUCUUCCGGAGCUUGUGGUUAUGGCUCUAUGGCUACAAGAUUCGUUGCUGGACACAUUGCGGCGGCUACACCUUCCAUAUACAAAAAUGGUGCUGGCUGUGGAGCUUGCUUCCAAGUCAGAUGCAAGAACCCAAAGUUGUGUACAAGUAAAGGAACCAUUGUGAUGGUCACGGACUUGAACACGAACAGCCACACUGAUCUAGUCCUUAGUAAUAGAGCUUUUAGGGCUAUGGCUAAACCUGUUGGUAGUGCUGACAAGUACCUUCUUAAACAAGGCAUUGUCGACAUCGAAUACCAAAGAGUUCCUUGCAACUAUGGGAAAAGGAAUUUGCAAGUGAGAGUGGAAGAAGCAAGCAAAAAGCCAUAUUACUUGGCGAUAAAGCUUUUGUACCAAGGAGGCCAAACCGAAGUGGUAGGUAUCGACAUUGCUCAAGUUGGUUCGUCACAAUGGAGUUACAUGACAAGAAGCUACGGAGGCGUGUGGGCAACUGACAAAGUACCAACGGGAGCUCUACAGUUUAGGGUCACGGUGACAGGCGGCUAUGAUGGCAAAACGGUUUGGGCGAAGAGAGUUCUUCCAGCCAACUGGGAAGCUGGGAGGAUCUAUGAUUCCGGGGUUCAGAUCACUGACAUUGCUCAAGAAAGUUGUAAUACAUGCAGUAACAUAUGGAAGUGA